AUGGAUGAUCAAAAAGCUCGUAGAAGAAAGAUUUUGCAAAAGUACGUGGAAAAUAAAUCGAAACCACUUUCAAUGUUUGCUAAGGAAAUGGAUUUUCCACUAACAACUGUUCGAAGAGUCAUAAAAAGUUUCAUAGACUCAGGAACUGUCGACAGAAAAGCAGGAAGCGGUAGAAAAAAAGGAACAGGUGAUAAAACUUUGGCUCAGAAGUUAAAUCAAGCACUGUUGACAAAUCCUAACAGAACCUUGCGUGAUUUGGCUUCUGAAUUUCAAACGUCUCAUACAAAUGUCAGGAAAAUUAAAAAAAAAUUGGACUAUGAUAAACGCAAGGUUAAAAAAAAGCCAAACCGGACAGAUAACCAGAAUGUAAAUGCAAAAUCUAGAGCUUCAAGAUUAAGAAAAAAAAUUGAGAUUAAGAAUAAAAAAUAG
This is a messenger RNA of Clunio marinus, 429 nucleotides long. NCBI's taxonomy places the organism in Eukaryota, Metazoa, Arthropoda, Insecta, Diptera, Chironomidae. The record is from the annotation of a GenBank genome assembly.